This is a messenger RNA of Symbiodinium sp. CCMP2456, 348 nucleotides long. The record is from the annotation of a GenBank genome assembly. Lineage: Eukaryota; Dinophyceae; Suessiales; Symbiodiniaceae.
GCGACGGACCUUGCCAGCAAAGGCCUGCCUACACGCUUGCCAGAGAAGGGCAUCGUGCAGUCAGAGACGCGCCGACAGAGCCGGGAGAGUCCAUUUGCUCGCGAAGUCUCCCUCUCCGGGAAUCCGUCGAUAGCCUCGGCCGCAUUAGGCCCCGACGCCAGCGAGUCCGUGCCCUGCCGUCGCGUGCGCUACGAGGAGGGUGAGAAGGGCGAUGCUGCAGCUGCCGGCACGCACAGCUGGCCACUGGCGAUGUCGCGGGAGGAUCGAGACGACCAGAAGCGCGUCACCAUGUUUUUCCUCGAUCCGGCUCAACUCCUGGAAGAGAUCGGCAGCCACGGGAAGAAGAAG